Molecule: messenger RNA, 1075 nt
Organism: Arabidopsis arenosa
Lineage: Eukaryota; Viridiplantae; Streptophyta; Magnoliopsida; Brassicales; Brassicaceae
Source: the annotation of a GenBank genome assembly
AUAGUUGGGCCCAAAUCAUCGGAUCUGGAUCUUGUUUUCAUUUCAACGCUUCGGGCCCAUUAUUUUUUCUUCAGCAAUUUAUGCAAAAAUGUCAAACGCGAGAAUUGAGGAAGAGGAGGAAGAAGAAGAAAAGCUUCAUUUUUUCAGGAGAUACUGUUGAAGCGGCAUGGCAAGAGUCGUCGAAUCGGAUUCGGGUUCUGUUGGUUCCAAUGUACUGAGUCUUGACUCAAUCAGAGAAUCGUUGAUUAGGCAAGAAGACACCAUCGUCUUCAGCUUGAUAGAGAGAGCUAAGUUUCCACUCAAUUCCCCUGCAUUCGAAGAAUAUCGUUAUCUAGAUUCUGGAAAUUCUUCUUCUCUCACUGAGUUUUUUGUCAGAGAGAUAGAAACCAUCCAAGCUAAGGUAGGAAGAUAUGAUAACCCGGAAGAGAAUCCAUUCUUCCUAGAGAACAUUCCUCACUCGGUUUUUCCUACGCACAAAUAUCCACCGGCUUUGCACCCUAAGGCUUUAUCCGUUAACAUAAACAAACGCAUUUGGGAUGUUUACUUUAAAGAAUUGCUUCCUUUGUUCGUCAAACCUGGUGACGAUGGCAACUAUCCAUCAACUGCUGCUAGUGAUCUCGCCUGUUUACAAGCUCUUUCAAAAAGGAUUCACUACGGUAAAUUUGUAGCUGAGGUCAAAUUCAGAGAUGCUCCACAAGAUUAUGAGCCUGCCAUUCGCGCUCAGGAUACAGAGGCUUUGAUGAAGCUUUUGACGUUUGAAAAAGUAGAAGAAAUGGUUAAGAAGAGAGUGCAGAAGAAAGCAGAAACGUUUGGGCAAGAAGUAAAAUGCAUCACUGACUCUGGUGAUGAGAGUGAGAAGAAGUAUAAAGUGGAUCCAUUACUUGUCUCUCGCAUCUAUAGAGAAUGGCUUAUCCCUCUCACUAAGCUCGUUGAGGUUGAGUAUCUUCUACGUCGUCUCGAUUGAAUUUCAUUUGUAUCCAAAUCUGGGCCUGUUAAAGUGGGCCUUAGGUUUAUAAGUGGGCCUGUUGAUAUUUGUCAUUGUCAGGAUAUGAUAGAAUAAUUGAGUGAAGGAACA